CUGCUGGCCCGGCGGGCAGGAGCCGGCAAGAUGGCGGCGCAGGCGCUGGCGCUGCUGAGGGAGGUGGCUCGGUUGGAAGCGCCCCUGGAGGAGCUGCGUGCGCUGCAAUCGGUGAUACAGGCUGUGCCGCUUAACGAGCUUCGAGAGCAAGCGGCGGAGCUGCGCCUGGGCCCGCUUUUCUCCCUGCUUAACGAGAACCAUCGGGAACAGACUACUUUGUGUGUAUCCAUUCUGGAGAGAUUGCUUCAAGCUGUGGAACCAGUUCACGUGGCUAGGAACCUCAAGGUUGACCUACAAAGGGGACUUAAUCACCCUGAUGAUUCUGUUAAAAUUCUCACUCUGUCCCAGAUUGGAAGAAUUGUUGAAAAUUCUGAUGCUGUUACUGAGAUUCUAAAUAAUGCUGAUCUACUAAAACAAAUUGUGUAUUGCAUUGGUGGAGAGAAUCUAUCUGUAGCUAAAGCGGCUAUCAAAUCCCUGUCAAGAAUAUCACUAACUCAAGCUGGACUUGAGGCUUUAUUUGAAAGCAAUCUGCUGGAUGAUUUGAAAAAUGUAAUGAAAACAAAUGAUAUUGUUCGAUACAGGGUGUAUGAGCUAAUUGUGGAGAUUUCUUCUGUGUCAUCAGAAUCUUUAAACUAUUGUACCACAAGUGGAUUGGUAACCCAGCUUCUGAGAGAGCUGACUGGUGAGGAUGUGCUAGUCAGAGCCACUUGUAUAGAGAUGGUGACAUCUCUAGCAUAUACCCAUCAUGGACGACAAUACCUUGCUCAAGAAGGAGUAAUUGACCAGAUUUCUAACAUAAUUGUUGGGGCAGAUUCUGACCCUUUCUCUAGCUUCUAUUUGCCAGGAUUUGUGAAAUUUUUUGGAAACCUGGCUGUCAUGGAUAGUCCUCAACAGAUCUGUGAGCGUUAUCCUGUCUUUGUGGAAAAGGUGUUUGAAAUGAUAGAAAGUCAGGACCCCACCAUGAUUGGCGUAGCUGUAGACACAAUUGGAAUCUUGGGAUCCAAUGUUGAAGGCAAACAGGUUUUACAGAAAACAGGAACUCGCUUUGAACGCCUGCUCAUGAGGAUUGGACAUCAAGCAAAAAAUGCCUCCACAGAGCUAAAAAUCAGAUGUUUGGAAGCAGUUUCAUCUCUUCUAUAUUUACCACCUGAGCAGCAGACUGAUGAUCUCCUGAGGAUGACAGAAUCUUGGUUUUCCUCUUUAUCCCGUGACUCACUGGACCUCUUUCGUGGUAUCAGUAAUCAACCCUUCCCUGAACUACACUGUGCUGCCUUAAAAGUGUUCACGGCCAUUGCAAACCAACCCUGGGCUCAGAAACUUAUGUUUAACAGUCCGGGUUUUGUAGAAUAUCUGGUGGACCGGUCUGUGGAGCAUGAUAAAGCUUCCAAGGAUGCCAAAUAUGAACUGGUGAAAGCACUUGCCAAUUCCAAGACAAUUGCAGAAAUCUUUGGGAACCCAAAUUAUUUGAGACUGAGAACUUACCUGAGUGAAGGUCCAUACUAUGUGAAACCUGUGGCUACAACAGCUGUAGAAGGAGCUGAUUGAUUUCUUCAAGAGUCUAAUACAGAGGACCAUGUUUCAACUAGAACUUCUAAGGCAUUUGACUCCAUCUGUAUUUUCUAAAAGAGGGAGUCCCCCAACCUGCUCCAGCAGAACUAUCAUGAAGUAUCUAAUGGAACUUUAUUGCCAACGUUAUGUUUCUACAUUGAAGUACAAUAUGGAACAGGAAUUUGGAAUACAUUAAGAGCAAGCAGAGGUGGUCAUAAAAGAAUGAGUGUUUUUCAGAUUCCUGAAGCUGCUUUAAUCUUUGCAGUAAGACAAAAUUUUGUUCUUUCAGAAAGUUUCCAUGGAUGUAGUCAUGGUCUUAUUUAAUAAUCUGCUUCAAAUAAAAUGAAACCAAAUUGUGACUUCUCUUCACCUUUUUAAGAAUUUUUUUUUAAUUUUUGUUUAUGAUUUUUCUUCUUUUGAUUCUUCUUUUAAAGUCUGGGAUAUUUCUUUGAAAAAUAAGUAGUUUGGAAUCCUCAAAUUAUGAUCUGUCUAAAUACUUUUAAUGAGAUCUCUUGACUUUUUUUGUUAUUCCUUUGAAAACUGACAAAGUAGAUCUCUAAAAAUAUGUGGUAUUCUGUUGAUGCUUUUUGCUAUUUAUCAGUGAAUUUUGUCCUGUGUUGGUUAUGGGGAAGGGAGAGUGAUAUUUAAAUAAUAAAGUUCUCUUAACUGCAGUUGGUUGUUGGUGGGUCAUCAUUGUUAAGGGACUUUUUGCUAUUGAUUUUUCAUAUUCAUCAAGUCAAUCUUGAGUUGAUCAGAAAGGGAAACUGACUUUUAACCACCAGAUCAGGAAGAAUAUGAGUAAAUUAGGAUGCCAUCUCAUUAAAUUUACAAAGGGCAAUCUUUCUUUUCAGUGAUGGAAAUUAUACCUACCUGUUUUACAGUGUCUUCUAAACAAAACACUCUGCAUGUCAGUUCACCUGUCCAGAGGUUUCGGCAUGAGUUUUUUGUAAAACAAAAGAGUAACAGCUUUGGAGUGGAGAGAUGUGUUUAUAUUCUAGAUCAUGGUGAAGUUGGUAAACCAUCCUUGCUCUAUAACAAAAUGAUUCUCAGUGACUAGAAUCCUCUGGUUCCAGAUUAAUAAUCUCCUUCACCAUCUCUGGUAUAAGUUUUCUUUUUCUGUGUUUUCAAACUGCCUAUUUCUACUGUUAGUAUCACUAAUUAGACUCUAGCCAGGUCUUUCCUGGCCUGAAAUAUUGUCUUUAAAGUGAUUUUUGCUUUGUCUCAUUCAUGUUGUUUAUUUGUUCCUCAUUUUUUCAUUGUAGUAAAAUAUGCAUAAUAAAUAUAUGUAUAUGACCUGCUAAAUAAAGUUUACUAUCAGCCA
This is a messenger RNA of Marmota flaviventris (yellow-bellied marmot), 2869 nucleotides long. RefSeq names its product proteasome 26S subunit, non-ATPase 5 (gene Psmd5). The record is from RefSeq and is a predicted model, not a curated record. Lineage: Eukaryota; Metazoa; Chordata; Mammalia; Rodentia; Sciuridae. Gene Ontology annotation, biological process: proteasome assembly. Gene Ontology annotation, cellular component: cytosol.